CUUGCGGGGGAGACUACAGCGAGCUCGGGAUGUCCGACGGUAUUUGCAACUUUCCUUUUACUCCAGUGUGAUUAUUUGUGAGAUGAGGACGACGAGGGCAAAUUAAUCUUAGCUUUUUUUUCUUUUUUUUUUUUCUGGGUAAUGAAGCAGACUGACCGCUGGCUCUUGUCUCUAAAACUUUGAACCCAGAAGAAUACACAGCCCUGUAAAACCAUCAAUAUAAGCCAGUAACCUCCAUCAUGGCGACUCAACUACCUGCCGUCAUCACGCCGGCCUUGUUGGCUUCCAUCAGGAAACAACCUCACUUGCCGCGCAACACAUGGUACUUUGUGGCGGCCACAACUUUGGCGGUGCUGAACCGUCCAGAUGAGAUCCCGACGGUAUACAAGCACGUUCUGACACAUGGGGUUGAUCACGGCACAGAGGGCGCACCCUCGGCAGAGGAGCAACUCAGCAUCUCUCGUCGCAUGAGGGAAGCCCUUGUAAAAACCGCCGCAAUAGGAGGUUUGCCCAAGACCAUCAACGCCCUUCUUGAGCUCAAGAAACACACUCCAGAGCAGUUGGUUGAUGAGCCAUUGGCGUUCUCACCAACCUCACGGCCGCUCGAGAUGUAUGACGUGCCAUCGUCUCAGAUCUUGCAUCGAGGCCAGCGCUUCUUUGACAUGAUUUAUGGCAAGGUCUCGAAGCGGGUAAUGGGCCAGAUGGAUCGGUCUGGCACCGAGGAUUUAGGACUGACGGCAAGGCUCGUGUACGGCUACCUGUUGAGCAACACGGCUGUCUUGACGCCGGCCGAGACCUCGUUUGUCUUGAUUGCUGGGCUCAUCCCACAGGAUGUCAACCCGCAGCUCAAGGGUCACCUAAAGGGAGCCCUGAACGGCGGUGCAACAGUGGAUGAGGUCAAGGCUGUGCGGAACAUCUCUAUGGCGAUCUGUGAAUCAGCCGGCAUGCGCAUGCUGGACAAGUGCGCUACGGGCGGCUGGGGCUGGCGCACCGAGCCGGCAAACCUAUAACCCUUGGUGCACCAAAGUUGCCUGAAGUGCGGUCAGAUCACCUGCGGCCCAUCCAGGGACGGCUCAGCCGAGGCACAGUUAGGAGGGGGGAGUGGACAACUGGAAAUGCAAUAUCGCCUGUGUUUCCCUGAAUAGGACAAGCACGCACACAUUCCCCCGCCUCUGCCCCCCUCGUUGCAAGAAGACAUGUGAGGGCGAUCAGUGAAACCUACAGACGAAACUGGCUACGCUGUCACUUGGCGCUCCCUGAUCAAAUCUGCGAGUAUAUGCAGGUAUUGAUUCAUGUCUUGGCUGGACCUAAGGUUCAUGACUUUCCACCCUGGUAGAUAAUGGAUCACAGCUGGGAUGACAAGGUAUAUAUCAUGAUCUUCAUAUAAUAUAGAUGAUCAAGGGGUUUGAUAGAGUAUCCCAAAUAUGCCCGACCAAUCCCGCAUCCGCUUGCGUGAUUGUUAUUUACAGGCAGUUAUCAUUGGGGGAAGGGAGAGGCAAGCAAAUCGCCAUCACACAGACACCUGCAUAUUCCUUACUGAAAUCUAAC
This is a messenger RNA of Pyricularia grisea, 1548 nucleotides long. RefSeq lists its product as uncharacterized. Bases 240 to 1010 code for a protein of 256 amino acids. The record is from RefSeq and is a predicted model, not a curated record. Lineage: Eukaryota; Fungi; Ascomycota; Sordariomycetes; Magnaporthales; Pyriculariaceae. The transcript has 3 exons.